UGCUGAAAUUUCAGUAAGAGGGGAAAAGAGAGAGCUUGUGAGAGACAGCAGAGCGGUCCCAGGCUUCCUCAUCUCGUUCACGUCAGAGGCAGGAACCGACUGUGCUAAGGCUGUUGGCUCAACACGCAGAGACAGAGCCGGAGCAGCCUCAGAGAUAGGGAAAGAAGAGGUCCUCCCUGACCCAAGAAAUUACCACGAGUGGAGUAAAGCCAUCUGACUUUUUGGUCUUAUUUUGAUUGCUUCUUCUCUCCUUCUACUGGUAGACCUACCAGCUGCUGUUUCGUUUCUUUCGUGAAGCCUUCUCUCUGCCUCUCAGAAAAAAAAAAAGAGGAAGGCAAGAGAGGGAGAGAGGUGGGCGCUCUAGGUGAGCGCAUCAGCUGGCUCCAGCCCGAACGUACAAGAAUUCUCUGCUUUGGAAGCUGCUCUAGCUCUCUGCUCUCCGGCUACCCACCCCCCAACCUGGGUGUCUGCAUCAACUCAUUGCUCAGAGGUCGGAUCUCAUCUGGAGUUAGAGUCACAGAGCACGUGGUCAAGAGAAACCAUCAGAGAGGACGACAUCACGAGGUACUGUGUGCUGUGGACCUUUUCCUAUCCAUCAUGCCAAUGGCCAGUUUAAGGCUUUCAGUAGGAAUUGCGUAUUCCCCGGGACCCGAGACCUUUUGUCACUGAAACAACAGCCUUGGGGAUACUCUCCAUGAAAUGAGUUGGCCAACAGCGUCAGCUCCUCUGGGCUUCACAUGGUCCCUGAAAUCACUCAAGAAACCAGAUUCCUAUAACUCCAUGCUGGCUACUACUGAGAGCUCUUGAACCAAGGUCUGGCUGAGAAGAUGGGGAUCGAUGGGGAAACAGUAGUCUUGAAGAACAUGCUCAUUGGUGUAAACCUGAUCCUAUUGGGAUCCAUGCUCAAGCCUUCUGAGUGUCGGCUGGAGGUGACUACAGAAAGGGCUCAGAGACAAACUGUGGAGGAGGAAGGAGGGGCUUCCAGUUACAACACUUCCAGCAAGGAACAGCCUAUGGUCUUCAACCAUGUGUAUAACAUCAACGUGCCACUUGAAAGCCUCUGCUCCUCAGGGCUGGAGGCCUCAGCUGAGCAGGACAUGAGUGCUGAAGAUGAUACUCUGGCCGAAUACAUAGGCCAAACCUCAGACCAUGAAAGCCAGGUCACCUUCACCCACAAGAUUAACCUCCCCAAAAAAGCCUGCCCAUGUGCAAGCUCUUCCCAGGUACUGCAGGAACUGCUGAGCCGGAUUGAGAUGCUGGAGAGGGAGGUGUCCUUGCUGCGAGACCAGUGCAAUACCAACUGCUGUCAGGAAAGCGCUGCCACAGGACAACUGGACUAUGUCCCUCACUGCAGCGGCCAUGGCAACUUUAGCUUCGAGUCCUGUGGCUGCAUCUGCAAUGAAGGCUGGUUUGGCAAGAACUGCUCAGAGCCCUACUGCCCACUGGGCUGCUCCAGUCGGGGUGUGUGUGUCGAUGGCCAGUGCAUUUGUGACAGUGAAUACAGCGGAGAUGACUGUUCAGAGCUCCGGUGCCCAACAGACUGCAGCUCCCGAGGGCUCUGUGUGGAUGGGGAAUGUGUCUGUGAAGAGCCCUACACAGGCGAGGACUGCAGGGAGCUGCGCUGCCCUGGGGACUGUUCAGGGAAGGGGCAAUGUGCCAAUGGUACCUGCCUGUGCCAAGAGGGCUAUGCUGGUGAGGACUGCAGCCAGCGAAGGUGUCUGAAUGCCUGCAGUGGGCGAGGUCACUGCCAGGAGGGGCUCUGCAUCUGUGAGGAAGGCUACCAGGGCCCUGACUGCUCAGCAGUUGCCCCUCCAGAGGACUUGCGAGUGGCUGGUAUCAGCGACAGGUCCAUUGAGCUGGAAUGGGACGGGCCGAUGGCAGUGACGGAAUAUGUGAUCUCUUACCAGCCGACGGCCCUGGGGGGCCUUCAGCUCCAGCAGCGGGUGCCUGGAGAUUGGAGUGGUGUCACCAUCACGGAGCUGGAGCCAGGUCUCACCUACAACAUCAGCGUCUACGCUGUCAUUAGCAACAUCCUCAGCCUUCCCAUCACUGCCAAGGUGGCCACUCAUCUCUCUACUCCUCAAGGGCUACAGUUCAAGACGAUCACAGAGACCACCGUGGAGGUGCAGUGGGAGCCCUUCUCUUUCUCCUUCGACGGGUGGGAGAUCAGCUUCAUUCCAAAGAACAAUGAAGGAGGGGUGAUUGCUCAGCUCCCCAGCGAUGUUACGUCCUUUAACCAGACGGGACUGAAACCUGGGGAGGAAUACAUCGUGAAUGUUGUGGCUCUAAAGGAACAAGCCCGGAGCCCUCCUAUCUCUGCCAGCGUCUCCACUGUCAUCGACGGGCCCACACAGAUCCUGGUUCGAGAUGUCUCUGAUACUGUGGCUUUUGUGGAAUGGACCCCACCUCGAGCCAAAGUUGAUUUCAUUCUCUUAAAAUAUGGCUUGGUGGGUGGCGAAGGCGGGAAGACGACAUUCCGGCUGCAACCUCCCCUAAGCCAGUACUCCGUGCAAGCCCUUAGACCUGGCUCGCGCUACGAGGUGUCCAUCAGCGCAGUCCGGGGGAUCAACGAGAGUGAUGCCUCAAGCACCCAAUUUACAACAGAGAUUGAUGCUCCCAAGAAUUUGCGAGUGGGUUCCCGCACAGCAACUAGCCUUGACCUGGAAUGGGAUAACAGCGAGGCCGAAGCUCAGGAGUACAAGGUUGUGUACAGCACUUUAGCUGGUGAACAGUACCACGAAGUGCUGGUACCCAAGGGCAUUGGCCCAACUACCAAGACUACUCUCACAGAUCUGGUUCCAGGCACAGAGUAUGGAGUUGGAAUAUCUGCAGUAAUGAACUCAAAACAAAGCAUUCCUGCCACCAUGAAUGCCAGGACUGAACUUGACAGUCCCCGAGACCUCAUGGUAACGGCCUCCUCAGAGACCUCUAUCUCUCUCAUCUGGACCAAGGCCAGUGGUCCCAUUGAUCACUACAGAAUUACUUUUACCCCAUCUUCUGGGAUCUCCUCCGAAGUCACUGUGCCUAGGGAUAGGACUUCAUACACACUAACAGAUCUAGAGCCUGGAGCAGAGUACAUUAUCUCCAUCACUGCUGAGAGGGGACGGCAGCAAAGCCUGGAGUCUACUGUGGAUGCCUUCACAGGCUUCCGCCCUAUCUCCCAUUUGCAUUUUUCUCAUGUGACCUCCUCCAGUGUCAAUAUCACCUGGAGUGACCCAUCUCCCCCAGCAGACAGACUCAUUCUGAACUACAGCCCCAGGGAUGAAGAGGAAGACAUGUUGGAGGUCCUCUUGGAUGCCACCAAGAGGCACGCUGUCUUGAUGGGCCUACAGCCAGCCACUGAAUAUAUAGUGAACCUUGUAGCUGUCCAUGGGACAGUAACCUCUGAACCCAUAGUGGGUUCUAUCACUACAGGAAUUGAUCCUCCCAAAAACAUCACAAUUGGCAACGUGACUAAGGACUCCCUGACGGUGUCCUGGAGCCCUCCUGUUGCGCCUUUUGAUUACUACCGAGUAUCGUAUCGACCCACCCAAGUGGGACGGCUAGACAGCUCCGUAGUGCCCAACACCGUGACAGAGUUUACCAUCACCAGGCUGUAUCCAGCUACUGAAUAUGAAAUAAGCCUCAACAGUGUACGGGGCAGGGAAGAGAGUGAACGCAUCUGCACCCUGGUGCACACAGCCAUGGAUAGCCCCAUGGAUUUGAUCGCUACCAACAUCACACCUACAGAAGCCCUGCUCCAGUGGAAAGCACCCAUGGGUGAAGUGGAAAAUUAUGUCAUCGUCCUCACACACUUUGCAAUUGCGGGAGAGACCAUCCUGGUUGACGGGGUCAGCGAAGAAUUCCAGCUUGUAGACCUGCUUCCUAGCACCCACUACACUGUCACUAUGUAUGCCACCAGUGGGCCUCUCAUGAGUGGCACCAUUGCCACCAACUUCUCCACCCUCCUGGACCCUCCUGACAACCUGACAGCCAGUGAAGUCACCAGGCAAAGCGCACUGAUCUCCUGGCAGCCGCCCAGAGCUGCGAUUGAAAACUAUGUCUUGACAUACAAGUCCACCGAUGGAAGCCGCAAGGAGCUGAUUGUGGAUGCUGAGGACACCUGGAUCCGACUGGAGGGCCUGUCAGAGAACACAGACUACACAGUGCUCCUGCAGGCAGCUCAGGAGGCCACAAGGAGCAGUCUCACCUCUACUGUCUUUACUACAGGGGGCCGGGUGUUCUCUCAUCCUCAAGACUGUGCCCAGCAUUUGAUGAAUGGAGACACUCUGAGUGGCGUUUACACCAUCUUCCUCAAUGGGGAGCUAAGCCACAAGUUGCAAGUAUACUGUGACAUGACCACAGAUGGGGGCGGCUGGAUUGUAUUCCAGAGGCGGCAAAAUGGCCAAACUGAUUUUUUCCGGAAGUGGGCAGAUUAUCGUGUUGGCUUUGGGAAUCUGGAGGAUGAGUUUUGGCUAGGGCUAGACAACAUCCACAGGAUAACAGCCCAGGGCCGCUAUGAGCUGCGUGUGGAUAUGCGGGAUGGACAGGAAGCAGUCUUUGCCUACUAUGACAAGUUCGCUGUGGAGGACAGCAGAAGCCUGUACAAGCUCCGUAUAGGAAGUUACAAUGGCACUGCAGGAGACUCCCUCAGCUAUCACCAGGGACGUCCUUUCUCCACUGAGGACAGAGACAAUGAUGUUGCAGUCACCAACUGUGCCAUGUCCUACAAGGGUGCUUGGUGGUAUAAGAACUGCCACCGGACCAACCUCAAUGGGAAGUAUGGAGAGUCCAGGCACAGUCAGGGGAUCAACUGGUACCAUUGGAAAGGCCAUGAAUUCUCCAUCCCCUUUGUAGAAAUGAAGAUGAGGCCCUACAUCCAUCGUCUCACAGCCGGGAGGAAACGGCGAGCCUUGAAAUUCUGAGCACUGGGCAGCCAGCCACCAGCCAAACAAUCUUUUCUGUCAUUUGUUUGUAUUUUAUAAUAUGAGACAAGGAGGGAGGGGCAACAGUAAUGUGCUUCACAACAUAUUCAGACUAUCUGAAGGAAGCAGGGAUCAGUUAGGCACCAUCUGCUCCUAGUUUCUGCUGCCUUGGAGCCUGACUCACAGGCUAUGUGCUCCCUGCUAACCAGUCCUGACUGAUCACCCCCCCCCCUUUUCUCACAGAGGAGGAAAACUGGGAAGUUAAAAAAAGAAAGAAGUACAGAUUGAUACGGUGAUGGGCACACACACACACACAACUUUCUCUAUCCCUUCUUCUGAGAUACCUUCCAACUUCUAUGUAAAAGUAACCUGGUCACCACUGACUAUGGCCAGGUGACCCCACCAUCCCAGAAAAGCUUCAAGAAAAAACCUUGGCCAAUCUUCUCUUAAGAGGGAAGAUGCCCACCACACCCUGGCGCAACUGUCCAAGUUCAUUGCAAUGGGCUAAAGAUUCUCACAUUCUGACAGUUAACUUUUAGGAGGCAUGGCCUCUCUUCCAGCCCCAUCCUCUCCUUACUUCUGUCCCCUAGAUCCUAUUAGACCUACCAACCCAACCAUUGUUUAGAACUCCAGUUACCAAAGCUAUCUGAACCUUGCCCUGGGUCAUGCAAUAGCUGUGCCCUGUGUGUCGUAAGUCAUUGUCAUGGAAUAACUUUCUUUGGUGGUGAGACUUGGGGGAAGGGUAUUGUUUCUAGCACAUUUGUAUCAGACAUUGACAAAGGACAGGAGUGGAAAUAAGGGCACCUACCAGUGAGCGUGUAGGUCUGAUCAGAAACGGACCUGACUUAGUGUUGCCUUGUGCAUUUGUGAUCUCAUUUACCAUGGAUUCUUUCCCUGACUCCUAACUCAAGGUCUCUAGCUCUAUACUCAGUCAGGCUAUCCUCAGUGCAAGUGGCUUCAGAAGAAUCAUGGGGGAAGUUGUAUGAGCCAUUCCCCUGACUGAUUACACUGGGAGGAGACAGCAUGCUUGUCCUGGUCUCUUGUUGUUUGCUUUGAUCCUAUAGUAAACAGAACUGACCCCCUCAAUGAGGUGAGACCAUGAGAAACAUUUUCCAUCUCCCUCUGUUAUCCUGCUUUGAGAAGAAAAAUGAAAAGUGCCAGAGGAAAUUGCAUUUAGAACUGCAAAGGUGAGCGGAGUGAUCUCCCCACCCCCACGUGAUUUGAUUUUUUAAAGCCCCGGAGAACUGGAGGCUAUAGAAGCCAUGACCUUUCAGCUUCUCCUUAAAUAAAAAUCCAGCCAGUCUUUCCUGCAGCAUCUGCCCAAACUGUGCCAAGUUUCUCAGCUGUCUUUUCCCUGUCUCCCUGUCCUCUCCCAUCUCUGAGGACCCAGUGUGUGCUAAUAGGGCCCAUGGCUACUGUCUGGGGCAUCUUAUACCUGUGCCAACCAGUUGGCAUCUUGAAAUAGAAACAGCCACCAUCUAACCAAGCUUUGAGCCACAAGCAAGAGUCCUCCUGGGCUGAUGAUCACCUGCUUAGCAUUGUGACAUUGGGGUUAGCUUGCCAUUUUUCUGUCACCUCCCCUGUCUCUGUGAUAUAGAAUCACUGACCUACACAAGGCCAAAAACACAGGUGGAGUUUUCACUUUUUAAUCCAUCAUGGGCUUCAAGCAGCUAAGAGAAGGAGGAAGAGGGGGGAAGCCUAUAGGUUAUCUGAUAUUUAACUAGAUGUGGGCCAACUGUGCAGGACUGGAGGUAAGCACACUUAAAGAGGGAAUUGAAGGGUGUGAUAUGAGGUUGCCUCUGCCACCAUGACAUCUACAAGCCCUUGAUGGGUUUGUUCAAAUCUCUGGGCCUUGGUUUCUUCACCCAAUUGAAUCAGAGUUUAGACCAAAAGGAUUUCUAAUGCCCCUUUAGGUUUAACCAUCUGUAAUAGGAAAGCAGAAUCAAAGUUGGUCUUGGUGAGUCAUCGCAAUUAAGGGAAAGCCAGAAUCCCUGUGAAGGACAUGGGGAAAGGGAGGGAAAGAGAAAAGGGGGAAAGAGACUGACUCAGAACUCUGUGUUUCUCAUAGACACCACACACACACACACACACACACACACCACAUACACACAUAUACACAUACACACACACACACACCACACAUACACACCACACAUAUACCACAUACACACACACACACACACAAAAUGCUAAAAGAAGCUGAAGCCAUUACGUCUAUGAAAGCAGAGCCAAGGACCUGGAUGUGCCUGAACAGCCCACCUCAUCAAGGGAGCUGAAAUGGAACAAGAUUUUGUGUCAUCACUACCAGGAAAAAUCAAGAAACAUCAAUGGAAAUCCAAACCUGCUUUUCAUUGGAACUAUUUUAUCCUGCAGAACAUUUUUUUUUAUAAAUAGCAUCGGCUGCAUCGCCUAGAUUCAUUUAAAGGAAUUUUAAAGUAAGAAAGAAACUUCAAAGAUCAGCUCACCCAACCUUCUGUAAGAGGGUUUAGAGAACCCUUUUGUUAAGUAGAGUGAGUCCCCCCACACUCUAUGCUUUGAAGAGUCUGUCUUCUCAGGAUCAACGGGGAGCUUCUCUCAAAGCCUCUGGACUUGACUGGCUUCACUUCUUCCUUCACUGGGCUUCCUAACUGAUUCCAGUUUUUAAUCUGCUCCUUCUCACGCCUGCUUUUGUCCCUGAGGAGCAGGCAGCACUACUUGGCACCCAUCCUAAUCACCCAAGAUUCCCAUAAGGGACUCAGAAUGACUGAACGGGGGCCCUAUCAAGAAGAUGGUGCAACUGUAGACAUGUUAGAAGGUACGCUUACACAAAAACCCCAACAACAACAAUAACAGUAACAACCAGUCACCAGAGACUGCCAUGGAUUCACUGCCUAGAAUCAAGAGCCACUCUCCCUCUUUGCAUGCCCCAUCAUAGGAAGAUUGUUUCUAUACUGAGUUCUCAUCUUCCCAGGGCUACUUCUGGAAGGUGAAGACAUUACCUGUGAAGACUCUUUGUUAGGGAUGACAACCAUGUAGAAAGCGUUGGCCUUCAGACCCGACUUACUGAAUAAAGGGAGACUUGGUGAGAGAGGCAAAGUGGUGCUCCCAGCUCCCAGAUGCCCACUGAAUCACUUAUGAGAAGUAGGGCAGGAGGCAGCAUAAUUCUUAUGAUUCUGUUAACCUCAGACCAAACCAGGACCCAGAACCCAUUUGUAUAGAAGACUGAUUUAUAAAAGAACAGCAACAUGGCAGCAGAGAAAAUUGGAGCAAGCUCCCAGAUAUCUAAAUGUCCCCUUCCCCCAGCUACUUAACACCCUAUCUCUAAAGAGGUGAGAGUCACCCCUAAUAUCCUUGUUGCCUUCCACUGGGGAGCCAAUCAACUCCUCCGAGAUAGAAAAUUCUCAUUUCAAAAGCAAAUUUAAAGGACCAAGAUUGCCUUGCCAGUAAACUCGAUGCCUAUACAAACUGUCCUAAACACAUCUUUACCUUUAAAAUUCAGUAUCAGGACAGAGAUAGAGAUUAUGGGACAAGAGGACAUUGUAGAAUCUUUUCAACAAGCUUUUUCGAAGCAUCCAUUGAGAAAGGUUUGAUAGUUUCCCCUUGGUCCUUUUCUAUGGAGAAAGAAAUGUGGGAUUUGUGAGAGCUGUGAACAUUUGAAAACAGCCCCGGAGGCAUGGCCUUUUCUUUUCCUUCCCCCUAGGAUUUCAGAAAGGGGGCAAAGCACUUCCCCGGGAUACAUGCUUUUCUAUCCAUUGCUUGAUAAUCAUUGCAUCUAACUCCUUGAUUGCAUUUCUGUCCCUCUGAAGACAGAGAGGGAAGAUCACUUUUCACCUCUAUUUACAUCCUACUGUCUACACUGAAAUAUUCGUAAGAAGGACUAAUAUCCAAAUAAAUCCUAGCAGAGGUGAGAUAAUGCUUAGCUUACCUCAAACUUGCCAAGGCUACACAAAGAUGCUUGGUUUUCAUCCAUCCUCCCUGGGUGGUUUCUUUCAUUCAUAUAACUAAGCAUUGAAGGUCCACUCCUCUGGGGGAAAGGGGACAGAGCUGGCUUCUGGGCUGAGGCUUGUAGCUUCUCUUAUUAUCCCACUGGGCCCCCAGAACAAAUUUCUGAAGUUCUUUGACUUGCCUCUUCCCUCUAAGCCUUUGCUUCUUCCACACCCCAACUCUCCCAUAUGCAUCUCUCCUAAUAAUACUACAGCAUUUUGGCACUGCCAGGCAAAAUGAGAACUCGCAGAAUGAAUGAAAACUCCUCAGAUUACAGAGGGAAACAACUCUGAUAAGAAAUGUCACAGGGAUGAGAGGAGGCUUCGGUUUUCAGAGGAUGUGUGUGUUGGUACAGAUGAGGGUCCCUUUGGAAAGAGUGGCUUUGGUUCAUCCUAACUAAAUCCAGCGUGGAUUUAGUUAAACCAGUUUUGUCUUCUUCAGGAUCUGAGAAAAUAGCUAGGGGAAAAAAAAGUAAGUUAAAUAAAAGAAGCUGAUGGAGUCUUAUAAAAUAAAAACAAACCUUAGAGGCCCCACAGUGGAAACACAAAAACCACAUGAGUGGCCACAUCAUCAGCAUUGGCUUCUCAAACUCUCGCCUCAUCUAAAGAGCCUAUGCAUUCGCCCCUGCGCCUGAGAUAGGAGGCCAUUAGCAGCCUUAUGCACAGAAGUAAGAAGGAUGGCUUGCUUUGCUGCUCGACCGACCAAUCUUGCCUCGACCUCACAUUUCCCUUCCCGGCUAGUACAGCCUGGUUUGUCAUCUCAAACAUUUCUGAUUUAUUUUUUUUUUAAGGUCACUCCUCACCCAAAGCAUGACUUCAGUGCACUUGCAGCAUCCCAUUGUCCAAAUGAUGUCCUUGGCAAACCUCACAGUCUUUGGACAGUGUUAUGUUUUCUUCCCAAACAGGAAAUCUUUAUUCCUUCCCCAGCUUAAGAAGACUAUUGCAGGAUAUCCAUACAACAAGGUCCUGGCUCCUAAGAUCUCCUCUAUUAACUUAAUAGAACAUCUCCUACUAUUUGAGUGGUAAGACUAGGUUAAAGCUUAACGUCUAACUUGGAAAUAUUGGAUCCUUUCAGCCCCUGACCCCGACACUCUCAUGGGUAUGGUCAUUGGCUAAGUUGCUACCAUGGCCUCUGAAGAGAAAGUACAAGAUUCUUUGAGAUGUAGGUACAUUGUACUCAGGAAGCCUGGGCCACCUCAGGACGGGGUUAGUGUUGUAGGGCAGACUUAUAGUAAGAACUGUUUUUUUCUUGUCAGUGCUUUUACAACCCACAGAGAAACCUGUAGCCUUUAAACAAUCUGUCAUUGAACACUAAUAUACUCAACCCUGUCUCCUAGACCAACAUUAAAGAACACUCCUUCAGAGGCAAAGGACAUUCUGGACAUCACCUAACAUGACUCUCUAUGCCAUGCUCAAGGAAAGCAAGGCUGACGUAGGCAGGCAGCUUGCUUGAGUUCACAGCCAGUUAGACAUAGAAAUGGGGGUAGCCUGGUACAUUUUUAAAAAAUAUCUGUCUCUCCUAAUAGAAACUGAGAAAAACAGUAUUUAUUGUAUACCUAUUGAUCAGAUUCUGUGCAAAGGGCUUCCCAUCAAUUACUUUAUUGAAUCCUUACCCCAAUCCAGAGUAAGUUUUAAUCAUUUUCUAGAAGAAGAAAGUGAAAGCAUGGGAUUGUUAAAUAGCAUGUGUGAAGUCACACAGUUUCUGAGGAGUACCACUGUCUCUGUCUAAUACAAGCAGCCUUAGUUCUCCCAGUUUGUAAAGCUGCUGUCACAUUGACCACAUGGCUGCCAUCUUGAACUCACUACCAUUCUCAUGAUGUUUCUAACUCCAUCCACCUCUCCUUUCCCUUUUAACAAAUGGAAAUUUUUGCUUGUUUUUUCAUGCUAUGCUGCAGAGAAACCCUCAGCCCCAACUGUCAGAAGUAGUAAGAAAUAGCCCAGAAACAAUUCUUUUUUCUUUCUCUUUAAAGUUUUGAAGAUGGUGUCAGACACAAACAUAAAUUCCCACCCCAGGGCCUAGGCAGUACAGCUGCUUCUCUUUUCUAACACAAACCCCUUUCCAAACUAGGACAAAAGAUAGAACCAGUAUCAAGGAAGGAGAAGCCACAGGAUAACACUGUGUAAGUACCUAGGGUAUCAGUUUGACCCUAGAGUUUGCAAAUGAGUGUGUUCGAACAACUGCAAACAGCAGAAAAUGCAAAUAUCCUGUGAAUGUCUAGGCUAAAACCAACAGAUUGCAGGGAAAAUGAACACGACCACCUCCCAGAUCCCAGAAUUCCCUGAAGGAACAUGGCAGGACAUUUGUAAAGACUGGAGCUACAAGAAGUCAAGAGAGGAGUUCUCUGUGUUUAUUUUCUCAUUUCCUUUCUCUCUCUCCUUACCCAUCUCUCAUCCCAGUGAAAGAGAAGUCUAGGAGAACAGUUUGCUACAAUGCUGACUAGGUUUGCUACUUUGGAAGAUCUAAAAAGAUAUCAGAAACUUGGUGGCUUCAUCUAUCAGACAACCACUCCCAACACUGAGUUCUGUUUCCCUCUUAAGAUAUUUAUGCUAAACGGACUAGGUCUUCCCAAGAGUGAAUUGAGGUCCCCUCAAAUGGUAACUCCUCUGGAACACCCCAGACACUUAUUAGAUACAGCAAGCACUACAGUUCCUGCAAAACUGUCUUUCAGCAGAGGAAUCCUAUGCUACCUACUUUCUUCACUAUCCUUCCUUAAGGCAUAGCGAUGCUACAGGGACUCACAAACAAGGGUCAGAAUCUGUAAGAGUCUAGUCCUUCCUGUCUCUCCUCUCUUUAAUAUACAUGCUCUUCCCUCCUAUAUUUACACACACACACACACACACACACACACACACACACACACACACACACACCCCAAGUACCCUCAAGCCUAUAGAAAUUUCCAGGUGCCCAAAACAAGUCACUGUGACUCUGAGGGGUUUUAUUGCCUGGGGCUCCAAGAAGAUGACACUCAUCCUGGUGGUCUCUCAAUUGCUGUCCCGAGAAAUCAUAAGCACCAAAUCCUCCAUUCCCUCCGAAUUUGAAUUUGUGGUUUUAACCUUUAAUAGCCUUUUUGGGUAAAAUAACAAAGACGAACGAAUUUACUGACUUUGUAGCUACACUGUUCUUGAAAAGGCUUUUUUUAGAAAAAAAAAAGGCCAGAAGGAAGAAGAAUAGAAGGGGUAUAUGGUAUAGUCUCAUCAGGUGGUGCACACACUGAUGAAAUCAAACAAAAGGCUAUAGAGGAUUGAAGAGGGAGAGCCAACUUGUUCCAUCCUUUCAUGGCGCUGUAGCUCAAAGACUGGAAUCUGCUUGUUAACCAUUGUUAACUAGUAUUUUUAGUCCCAGUUGCUUUUAGCCUCUGUAUAGUUCCUUUUUUAAACACAUUUUCUAUACGUUAAUAAAAGAUCC
Molecule: messenger RNA, 12275 nt
Organism: Mus caroli (Ryukyu mouse)
Lineage: Eukaryota; Metazoa; Chordata; Mammalia; Rodentia; Muridae
Gene: Tnr
Product: tenascin R
Biological process (GO): neuron projection development; regulation of cell adhesion
Molecular function (GO): protein binding
Source: RefSeq, a predicted model, not a curated record